Marasmius oreades (fairy-ring Marasmius) is the source of this 2355-nucleotide messenger RNA. RefSeq lists its product as uncharacterized. Gene Ontology annotation, molecular function: RNA binding; translation initiation factor activity; translation initiation factor binding. The transcript has 9 exons. Bases 44 to 2263 code for a protein of 739 amino acids. Gene Ontology annotation, biological process: translational initiation. Lineage: Eukaryota; Fungi; Basidiomycota; Agaricomycetes; Agaricales; Marasmiaceae. Gene Ontology annotation, cellular component: eukaryotic translation initiation factor 3 complex. The record is from RefSeq and is a predicted model, not a curated record.
AUUUUUUUUUCUCCAUCUCCUCACCAUCGCGUUCACCUGUAAAAUGCCUGGAACGACAACAGACAAUAUCGACGAUAUUGAUUACUCAGACAUAGAGGCAAAAUAUCGUGUAGAAUACGAUGACAGUUUCGACAACACACUCAUCGUUGACAAUAUUCCACUAAUUGACAAGUCAAAGCUCGAGAAGCUUUUGGUGAAAAUAUGCAAAGAAUUCUCUCGCAAAGGUGCUUCAAUCAAACCAGACGAUAUCGUCAUGCCUUGGGACGACUCAACUGGGAAGAAUAAAGGCUAUCUCUUCAUCGACUUUCGAAAUGCAGAUGAGGCUAAUCUUGCACUUACGGCCAUGAACAACCAUCCUUUCGAUUCCAAACAUACCUUCAACGUUAACCGUUUCACCGACGUAGAAAAAUAUGCAGAAAUGGAUGAAACUUACGUCGAACCCGAGAAUGAAGAGUUUAUUCCCAGAGAACAUCUCAGGUCCUGGUUAGCUGAUCCUCAAGGCCGUGAUCAGUACGUCAUCUACCGGGCAGAGGAGGUUGAGAUUCAUUGGCAUGGAAAACCCUCUCAGUGUGAACUUGCCCAUAAACCAGGCUGGGGUGGCUUUUUGUAUGUGGCGUGGUCUCCCCUCGGAACUUAUAUGGCCACGCUUCAUAAGCAAGGUGUUCGUCUAUGGGGAGGUGAGAACUGGAGCCCACAGCAGCGAUUUGCACACCCGUUCGUUAAGCUCAUCGAUUUCUCACCCUGCGAGCAACACCUUGUCACCUGGUCCAACGAGCCCAUACAUGUCCCUGAAGGUGCACUUCAAGGGCCUCAAUACUUCUCACCGGAAGACGAGGGGAAUAACAUUGCAGUUUGGGAUAUCAGAACCGGCCAUCUCCUUCGUACUUUCUCUACAGGUCCCGAGCACGAUACCCCGGUCAACGGGGUUAAAAGGCAAAUGCAGUGGCCAGCAUUGAAAUGGAGUCCCGACGACAAGUUUGUCGCGCGAGUAACUUCGGGUCAGAUGAUUAGUGCCUACGAACUGCCGGGUAUGGGCCUUCAUGGGAAGAAAAGCUUGAAGAUUGAUGGUGUUGUCGACUUUGAGUGGUGCCCCUUCAGUGACAAAGAUAGGGAUGAGUUCGAGAAGGCAACGACUAACGGAACCGGUAGCAAAGGCGGCAAGAAGGCUCCCGAGAACAUGUUGGUUUACUGGACCCCCGAAGUAUCCAAUCAGCCCGCGCGAGUUACACUCCUUAGCUUCCCAAGCCGGACUAUCCUUCGACAAAAGAACCUCUUUAAUGUUUCUGAGUGCAAGCUGUAUUGGCAGAAUCAAGGAGAUUUCCUUUGUGUCAAGGUAGACCGACAUACGAAAACAAAAAAGUCAAUCUUCUGUAACUUGGAGAUAUUUAGAGUUCGCGAGAAGGACUUCCCGGUUGAAGUUGUGGAACUAAAGGAUACCGUGACUGACUUUUCAUGGGAACCGAAGGGUGAACGAUUUGCCAUCGUCUCUACCAGUGAUCCCAACCUUGGAAAUUCGGGUGCUGGGAUUACAAUCAAAACUGACGUCAGUUUCUAUCAACUGGACCAUGGCAAAAAUGACUUCAAGCUACUGAAAACUUUAACAAACCGUACAAGUAACGCCAUCCGAUGGUCCCCUCGCGGUCGCCAUGUCGUCCUUGCUACGGUUGGUUCAUCGACGAAGUCGGAACUAGAGUUUUGGGAUCUUGACUUCAAUCGUGAAGAUGCUGCCCGUGGAGAAGGCCAAGUAGCAAAAGAAGAUUGGGGCAAUAGUAUUCAACAUCUCGGAACAGCCGAUCAUUACGGUGUGACAGACGUGGAAUGGGAUCCCAGUGGGCGUUAUCUAGCGACCAGUGCGAGCGCGUGGACGCACACGCUCGAAAACGGUUACGCAAUAUGGGACUUCCGCGGGCAGGAACUAAUGAAACAAAUUCAAGAUCGUUUUAAACAGUUCAUCUGGCGGCCUCGUCCCCGCACGCUUCUGACCAAGGAGCAACAGAAGCAAAUACGCAAGAACCUGCGAGAAUACAGCCGUGCUUUCGAUGAGGAAGAUCAACGGGAAAGUGAGACCGUGAACACUGAGCAACUCGCUCUACGCCGCAGACUUGUCGAUGAGUGGAACGCUUGGCGGGCUCGUUGCAAGAAAGACCUUGCCGAGCAGCGGUUGGAAAAGUCCCAAGAUCUAGAAUCGGAGGAGGACAAAGAGGAAAUUGAGGUGUGGGUUGAAGAUGUGAUUGAAACGAUUGAGGAGGAAGUAGCCGAAUGAGGAUAUCAUGGUGCUCACACCACCGCGUUGUGUACCUUGUAUGUGUGUAAAUGACUCCCAUGCGAAAAUUGAGUUGUGAUUGCUAUCGACUC